AUGGACUCGACCAGCUGCCAUGCAGCAUCGACCUCAAGUGAGUAUUGGCUCCUUUUCCAUCUCCUCGUGAGCUUUACGUUGGUCGCCAAUGUGCGCUGGAGCCGCGUUGUGGUCCACGCUCACGCCUGCAGGCGCAGAGAUCUGCCUGUUUGCUGCGCUCGGCAGCCCCAAGUGACACAGUGUCCCACGAACAUGACCACCCAAAGUAGUGACGAGAAGAAGCUGAACAUCGUGGAGAACAGCAGUGAAUGUCGUGCCAAGGACGAUGAGCUGCAGGUACCGACUCUGGUCGUAUCCCCCGAGACAACUUCUGCGGCGACUCGACUCGACAGUCUGCGGGUCGAGUACGCAACGUACCUACAGAUGCUCAAGGUCGGCCUUCCCAGAGCUAUUGUCGAGCACAAACUACGAGCUGAGAACAAGGACCCAAAGGUGCUGGACGAGCUGAUCCACUCGACGACGCCACGUGUGAAAAAGGUCCCCGCGCCCAUUCAGAUUCCACCGAUGGACGACCUCCUCGACACGAUCGGUCUCAAGCACAGGCAGAAAGUCGAGUCGUUCAGGCGAAUGCUUCAGGUCGGCGUGCCACGUCUCGUGGUCGAGAUGAAGGCACGGACAGAAGGCGUAGACGCCGCUGAUUUGGACACACCGUGUCGUGCUAAACCUGGUGUUGCAGUCGUCAAGUGCGUCGAAGACGAUCGGCUGCUCACACAUGCCGAGCUGGCCACGCGGUCUCGACGCUCCAGUGUUAGUUCCAUUGUGUCGACUGCACCGUCGACACCCGACGCAUUGGCCGCGCGAUCCGCUUCGAGUGCAGUGAGCAGCACUGGGCGGGAGUUAGCGCUGCUGGCUCUUCGCAAGCUGAACAACGGUACGCGCAAGAAACUGCACUGGUCGACGACUCCGUACACUGACUCAGCUGUCGGAGCUCAACGGCAGUGUUCACUCUGGAGCCAAAUCCACGAGAAAAAAACACCACGAGAUGGCGGCGUGUGCAUCUCAAGUGAAAGCCGGCGGUGGAUGGAAACGCUCUUUGUCAAAGGAGUAGUCGAAGCGAAAGCUGUUCGACGACAAAGCGCUGCUGCAGGGGGCCAGGAAGGCGCCAUGUUUGAGGAACUGCCCUUGGCACAGUACGUGGAGGAAGUGGAGAAACGCGAGCGAGCCAACUCGGACCCAACCGAUUCCAAUGGUGGUGACGAUGAGGUUCGAGACGACAUCGAGAGUGAACCCACGACGGACGAAGGCGUAUGUGAGUCAAACAAGAUCAGAGGUCCUCGUCGUGCCUUCCUGCGACGCAAGAUGUGCGUCGUGCUGCUGGAUCACAAAAAGUCUCAGAACAUUGCUAUUGUGCUUGCGCGAGUGAAGCGGACGUUUCCAGAGCUCGCGCACCAAAUCUUGACGUUAACUUGCGACGUAUUGUCGAGUCCAGCGUUGCAGUCACUGAUUGACAUGUGGCCUGACAGUACGGAGCAAGAGGCCAUUGACCGUUUUGAUGGUGACGUCUCUAGUCUAGCCACGGCGGAGCAGUUUUUGAUGGUCGCUCGCAGUGUUCCUAGGGCACAGCAGAAGCUGCGCUGUCUUCAGUACAAGAUGGACUUCACCUUGCGGGUCGAAGAGCUACGCGACAGCUUGAAGCUCUUGACACGCGGGAUUCAGCAGGUGUGCUCGAGCGACCAGUUUGCUGGCGUACUUGAAUACAUCUUCCACUUGGGCAACCUGCUAAACUUUGGCGAGGGGGUCGAGUACACCCGAUGGGUGAAAAGCAUUACCAUAAGCUCGCUCGCAAAACUGUCGUUUACAAAGGCUUACGAUGGACGGAUCUCCUUCCUGCAGUACGUGAUCCAGUCGAUUGAGCGCGACGAGCCGCACCUCGCCCUGUUUAGUCACCAGCUAUCUCUGAUCACGACGUGCAGCAAGCUGUCUGUCCAGAGCCUUGUCGCCGAGUACCAAUCACUCAAAGAAGGUCUUCGCCAGUUCGUACACGAGACGCAAACGAUGGCAGUGGUGCAAACCGACGACGACAAUGUGCGGACGGAGUUGACAGCCUCACGGAAGACUAUGCGGUUGUAUGCUGACGAAGCAGAGCACAUGCUCAACGGCGUGCGGGAGCUCAUUGACCAACUCGAGCGAGAGCGACUCAACUUUCUCCACUACUUCGAGGAAGAGGACACGUUGCCCGUUGACGAACUAUUGGGCUACAUCGCCAAUUUCACACAAGAGUACACACGGGAGCGCCAGCAACUCAUCCUUCGUGCUCGUGAGACGCAACAGGUCACACAUCUGCGUUCAGCGUCGGUGCACAAUCUCUCUCAAAUUCGCCAUAGUUUGUAG
This is a messenger RNA of Hyaloperonospora brassicae, 2331 nucleotides long. Lineage: Eukaryota; Oomycota; Peronosporomycetes; Peronosporales; Peronosporaceae. The record is from the annotation of a GenBank genome assembly.